This is a messenger RNA of Periconia digitata, 757 nucleotides long. Lineage: Eukaryota; Fungi; Ascomycota; Dothideomycetes; Pleosporales; Periconiaceae. The record is from the annotation of a GenBank genome assembly.
ACAUGCGCCGGUUCGAGUAUCAAUGCGUAUAUAAUUCUUGGAUUCCAGAUUGUCACCGCCACUCCAUGGUUUCUCUUAUUCUUUACUUCAUGUCAUUUACACCUCUUAGCCUAUUCUCCAACCUAUCAACAUGAAGUAUCUGGUUCUUGUUCUUACAGUGACAUGGAUGUCAGCAGCCCUCCCGGCUCCUGUCUACAUGGUAGCCCGUGCUCCCCCCAAUGUUCCUUCAACCGCCGACGCAGAGUCUGCCCUCGCUGCACUUAUAGUUCAGCCACAGGGCUCGCAAGAUGGUUACUCUCGAGACUUGUUCCCGCACUGGAUCUCUCAGACCAGAACCUGCAACACACGCGAGGUGGUGUUGAAACGAGACGGUUUAAAUGUAACCCAGAGCGCCUCGUGCGCAGCAGUAUCAGGAAUUUGGCAAUCGCCGUUUGAUGGCGCCACCUGGGAUACCGCUAGCCGCAUAGACAUUGACCAUUUGGUUCCUCUGUCUAAUGCCUGGAAGUCUGGCGCCUCAUCGUGGACAACGGCCGAACGCCAAGCUUUUGCUAACGACCUGAUGAAUCCACAACUCGUCGCUAUCACAGACAGCGUGAACCGGGCCAAAGGUGAUAAGGGCCCUGAGAGGUGGAAGCCUCCGCUCACUUCUUACUACUGCACCUAUUCGAGAAUGUGGGUCAAGGUCAAAAGUGUCUAUUCGCUGUCUAUCACAAGCGCAGAGAAAGCAGCACUAGAUAGCAUGUUACGCACUUGCUAA